Messenger RNA from Penicillium canescens, 1629 nucleotides. RefSeq names its product GMC family oxidoreductase. Bases 1 to 1629 code for a protein of 542 amino acids. The transcript has 2 exons. Lineage: Eukaryota; Fungi; Ascomycota; Eurotiomycetes; Eurotiales; Aspergillaceae. The record is from RefSeq and is a predicted model, not a curated record. Gene Ontology annotation, molecular function: oxidoreductase activity, acting on CH-OH group of donors; flavin adenine dinucleotide binding.
AUGGCUACCACAAAUGAGCUCCCCGCCCUCGAUGUCAACAGCUACGACUACAUCGUCGUUGGCGGUGGUACUGCUGGCUGUGUGAUCGCCGCACGUCUGGCCGAGUACCUCCCCAACAAGCGCACUCUGGUCAUUGAGGGUGGUCCCAGUGAUUUCAUGGACGACCGUGUCCUGAACCUGAAGGAAUGGCUCAACCUCCUCGGUGGCGAGCUCGACUACGACUAUGGCACCACCGAGCAGCCCAUGGGUAACAGCCAUAUCCGUCACUCCCGCGCGAAGGUCCUCGGUGGUUGCUCCUCCCACAAUACUCUGAUCUCCUUCCGUCCCUUCGAGUAUGAUUGCCGUAACUGGGUGUCCAAGGGCUGCAAGGGCUGGGACUUUGAGACCUUCACCCGCAUCAUUGACAACCUGCGCAACACCUUCCAGCCGGUGCACGCCCGCCACCGCAACCAGCUGUGCAAGGACUGGGUGCAGGCCUGCGCCAGCACCAUGAACAUCCCCGUCAUUGAGAACUUCAACGACGACAUCCGCAACAAGGGUGAGCUGACCGAGGGUGUUGGCUUCUUCAACGUCUCCUACAAUCCUGAUGAUGGCCGCCGCAGCAGCGCCAGUGUCGCCUAUAUUCACCCCAUUCUGCGCGGUGAUGAGAAGCGUCCUAACCUGACCAUCCUCACCAACGCCUGGGUUUCUAAGGUGAACGUGGAGGGCGAUGCCGUCACUGGUGUCGACGUGACUCUGCAGUCAGGUGUCAAGCACACCCUACGCGCUAAGAAGGAGACCGUUCUGUGUGCCGGUGCUGUCGACACCCCUCGUUUGAUGCUGCUCUCUGGUCUCGGCCCUAAGGAGCAGCUCUCCGAGCUGGGCAUCCCCGUUGUCAAGGAUCUCCCCGGUGUCGGUGAGAACCUGAUCGACCACCCCGAGAGUAUCAUCAUGUGGGAGCUCAACCGCCCCGUGGACCACGACCAGACCACCAUGGACUCGGACGCUGGUAUCUUCUUGCGCCGCGAGCUCCCCAACGCCGCUGGCUUCGACGGCCGCGCCGCCGAUGUGAUGAUGCACUGCUACCAGAUUCCCUUCACCCUCAACACCACUCGUCUCGGCUACGACGAGCCCGUGAAUGCCUUCUGCAUGACCCCCAACAUUCCCCGUCCCCGUUCCCGCGGUCGUCUCUUCUUGACCUCGGCCGACCCCUCCGUGAAGCCCGCGCUGGAUUUCCGCUACUUCACUGACCCCGAGGGCUACGACGCCGCCACCAUCGUCGCUGGUCUCAAGGCCUCCCGUGAGAUCGCCAAGCAGUCUCCCUUCAAGGAAUGGAUCAAGCGCGAGGUCGCCCCUGGCCCUAAGCUGCAGACCGAUGAGGAGCUGUCCGAGUACGGCCGCCGUGUUGCCCACACCGUGUACCACCCCGCUGGUACCACUAAGAUGGGUGACAUUGCCCGGGACCCUAUGGCCGUUGUGGACCCCAAGCUCAAGAUCCGCGGCCUCAAGGGUGUCCGUAUCGCGGAUGCCGGUGUCUUCCCCGAUAUGCCUACCGUCAACCCCAUGUUGACCGUGCUGACCAUUGGUGAGCGUGCCGCCGAGCUUAUCGCCGAGGAGGCCGGCUGGGCUCGCAACCAGCCCCGCCUGUAA